AUUAAAGGCACAGGCAAACAAGGUUCGUCGGCAUACUGUCCCAGACUGUGAUUAGGAUCUCACCUACAGCAAGAAGAGGUGAGUCAAGAUGUCGGUCCUCCCUGACGUCUCGAGUCUACUGCCCAACACCUUUUUCUACCCUCUGCUCUUUAUCAGCUUGGUACUAUGGUACCUGCACCAGCGCUUCCAGUCUUCCCGCCUCACCACGAUGGUGAACAAGUUGCCAGGCCCAACCGCACUUCCCCUCAUUGGCAACCUCUACCAACUCAUCGGCCGCCUCAGGCCUCCGCAGCUUCUGCAGUAUGCGAUUAGUGAGUCAGCCAACUACGAGAAGGAAGGCGUCGUACGAUUCUGGUUGGGGCCCACCAAACCUGUGAUUGGGCUUUUCAACCCCGCUGAUAUUGAGGUCAUUCUCAGCAGCAACGUCCAUCUUGACAAGUCUGUAGAGUACCGUUGGUUCCAGCCAUGGCUGGGUGAUGGCCUUCUCAUCAACUCUGGCGAGAAGUGGCGCACCCACCGCAAGCUGAUCGCGCCCGCCUUCCACCUGAACGUGCUCAAGAGCUUCAUCCCGCAGUUCAACAGCAACGCCAAGCGCCUUGUGCAGCGUCUGCGCAAGGAGGCUGAGCGCGGCACCGAGUUCGACGUGCACGACUACAUGAGCGAGUCCACCGUCGACGUGCUCAUCGAGACUGCUAUGGGUGUUUCGACGGGUCACACCGGCGACAGGUCUGGUUUCGAGUAUGCAAUGGCUGUUAUGAAGAUGUGCGACAUUGUUCACCAGCGGGCAUACAAAUUCUGGCUGCGUUUGGAUUCUCUCUUCCAAUUCUCCCACUUCGCAAAGGAACAAGAGGGCUACCUGAAAACAAUCCACGGCUUGUCCACCUCGGUCAUUAAGAAGAAGAAGGAACUGUUCGACCGAUUGCAGAGUGAUCCUAAGCUGCAGCAACAAUUUGCGGAGGAUACCGAAAAUGUUGAUGUGACUGGCACUUUCCUUGACUCUAAGGGAUACAUCAAGGAUGAUCUGGAUGAUGACGUCGGCGAGAAGAAGCGCCAGGCCUUCCUGGACCUGCUGCUGGAGACGAAGAAAGUGAACGGCACGCUGACCGACGCUGAGAUCAAGGAGGAAGUGGACACCAUCAUGUUUGAGGGCCACGACACCACCGCCGCCGGCUCCAGCUUCGUGCUCUGCCUGCUGGGCAUCCACCAGGACGUGCAGACGAAGGUGAUGCAGGAGCUGAACGAGAUCUUCGGCGACUCCGACCGCCCGGCCACCUUCAACGACACCCUGCAGAUGAAGUACCUGGAGCGCGUCAUCCUGGAGACGCUGCGCAUGUACCCGCCAGUGCCGCUCAUCGCGCGCAAGCUCAACCAGGACGUCAAGCUGGCGACUGGGUACACGAUCCCUGCCAACUGCACGGUCGUGAUUGGCACCUUCAAGGUCCACCGCCACCCACAGAUCUACGAGAACCCCAACGUCUUCAACCCCGACAACUUCCUGCCGGAGAAGAUGGCCAGCCGCCACUACUACUCGUACAUCCCGUUCAGCGCUGGCCCUCGGAGCUGCGUGCUGCUGUCGACGCUGCUGCGCAACUACAAGGUGGUGUCCAACGUGUCGGAGAGCGAGUUCGUGCUGCGCGGCGACAUCAUCCUCAAGCGCGACGACGGCUUCCGCAUCAAGCUGGAGCCGCGCUCCCGCGUGCAGGCCGCCGCCUGA
Messenger RNA from Gryllus bimaculatus (two-spotted cricket), 1714 nucleotides. Lineage: Eukaryota; Metazoa; Arthropoda; Insecta; Orthoptera; Gryllidae. The record is from the annotation of a GenBank genome assembly.